AUGUUCAAGCUUACAAUCGUCAUCUUUGCUUUAAUUGCUUACGCUGCUGCCAAACCAGGUUUAAUUGGUGCACCUUUAACUUAUACUGCACCAGCAGCUGUUAUAGCUGCACCAGCACCACUCAUCACAGCCACAAGUAAUCAAGUUGUGGCUAGAACUUUCAAUGGAAUUGCUGCUGCACCAAUUGUGGCCGCCGCUCCAGUUGCACCAGUAGCUAGAAUUGUUGCACCAGCACCACUUGCGGCUGCUCCUAUUGCACCAAUUGCACCAGUAGCCAGAGUUAUUGCCCCAGUUCCAGCACCACUUGCGGCUGCUCCUAUUGCACCAAUUGCACCAGUAGCAGCACCUCUAGCAGCUGCUGCUUCAUUGGCACCUUUAGCUUAUUCUGCACCUCUAGUAGCACCUAGACUUGCUGCACCACUAGCUUAUGCACCAUCAUAUCCAUCACAUUUACACUAUACCGCUGCAUCUCCAUACUCUUAUGUACUUUAA
Teleopsis dalmanni is the source of this 492-nucleotide messenger RNA. Its product is annotated as actin cytoskeleton-regulatory complex protein PAN1-like. The record is from RefSeq and is a predicted model, not a curated record. NCBI's taxonomy places the organism in Eukaryota, Metazoa, Arthropoda, Insecta, Diptera, Diopsidae. The coding region runs from base 1 to 492 and encodes 163 amino acids. The transcript has 2 exons.